UAUCCGUGCUUAUUUUAUUUCAAUUCUUUCUUCUGGAGGUCAUUGUUAACAAGCAGAAAAAGAAAGAAGUGGUCUUCCUUUAAUUGGAGCUUUUCUAACCACUCGUCACUAUGAAGAAGUACUUGUUCGUUGGGGCUGUUUUUUGUACGUUAGCAGCUUCUGUGGCCAGGACGUGUGAAUGGGCCUACAGCUGUGAAUGGGAAACACAGUGCUGCCGUAAAGAUGACAAGCCCUUCUCAGUCUACUGGUAUCCCGGGUUGGCUCUGGACGGACUGGGAGAGUGCGGUCCUCUGGGUCGGGAGGACGAGGAAUGCUUCACCGGGAUGUCCAUCGACUACUGCAACUGUGCGGAGGGGCUCACCUGCCGACCUGAAACUCCUGGAAGCGACGUCGUGAUUGGUUUCUUCACGUAUGUGAAGCACACGUGCCAACGAGACCGCCAAUGAGCGUUGUCGAUACAAACAUUGCCACGGGCCUACCGACUUUGAUGUCGGCUAGAUGAUGCUACGUCAUAAUCGUCAAGGAGAUAUUUGGAGGCAAAAUUGUAACGUUUUUCAGGAAGCUCGUUUCUGUCACAAACUGUUAAGGAGUCAAAUUGUGGUAGAAAACAGGCAGCCAGGAAAACGUAACGAUGUUGCCUGCCAAUAUCUGCUUGGAGAUGAGCUACGUGGGUUCUUAGAAAGAGGUGAAAGUCACGGUCAUCACACUGAAAUAA
Branchiostoma floridae (Florida lancelet) is the source of this 715-nucleotide messenger RNA. RefSeq lists its product as uncharacterized. The transcript has 4 exons. NCBI's taxonomy places the organism in Eukaryota, Metazoa, Chordata, Leptocardii, Amphioxiformes, Branchiostomatidae. The record is from RefSeq and is a predicted model, not a curated record. Bases 111 to 446 code for a protein of 111 amino acids.